UCUUCAUCUUUUUGACAAUGGGCUUAACAUAUGUACCCUAUAGAGAUGUGAACCAAUUCUUCUGGCGUCACGUACCGAUUGUUGGCAAAUACAUGGCCACAGGGGACUUAAAGACUGAUCAACUCUAUGGAUACAGCUUGUUUUCCCAAAGCUUUUUGAAUGUGAAUUUCAUCAUUAAUGGCUUUGUGCUAAUGCCAGCCUUUGUGCAGCAGCGUCGACUUGGAUUUUUACUAACCAUAUGGAAUUUCUUGUUGUUUCAUGUUAUAAUGGCUAUGCAGGCUAUUGGUCUAUGGUCACUCAAAGAAAAGAUCGGUCUAUACUAUAUUAUUUUAAUCACGUGUGGACUUGUGUCUUUGAACGCAUUUCACUUGCGGCUCAUCACAAAACAUAAACUCGGCUUUUCACACUCUACGCAAAAGGCAGCUGUGGAAGAAGUGAUGACUGAACCCAUUGAUUAGAGGGGCGAUGGGGUUUUGCCGUGAAUUAUUGUGUGUCCACUUAACUGGGUCGUUCUGCCCACACACACACACACACACACACACACACACACACAGACACACAAAUCACUCAAAGGCUUAGUCUGUAACCUUCGGCACCACACAGUUACACUACACUACACUCCAAACACUACGCACCAAACUACAACUACAAAUUCUAGGUCGUUUGGUUCAACUAAUAAAUAUGCCAAAAAUACGAAUCUUACUCGAACACCAACCACACACACACACACACACACACAAUGGCAUACGGACAUAUAUAAAUGAAUCGCAGCUGAGGGCAACGAAAACUCUGGAAUAAAACCAUUAAAUAUUUGCGGUUAAACGCACCAAAAACAA
This is a messenger RNA of Drosophila grimshawi, 836 nucleotides long. RefSeq lists its product as uncharacterized. The record is from RefSeq and is a predicted model, not a curated record. NCBI's taxonomy places the organism in Eukaryota, Metazoa, Arthropoda, Insecta, Diptera, Drosophilidae. Bases 18 to 458 code for a protein of 146 amino acids. The transcript is spliced from 3 exons.